Molecule: messenger RNA, 3796 nt
Organism: Solea solea (common sole)
Lineage: Eukaryota; Metazoa; Chordata; Actinopteri; Pleuronectiformes; Soleidae
Gene: lix1l
Product: limb and CNS expressed 1 like
Exons: 6
Coding region: 232-1302 (356 amino acids)
Biological process (GO): autophagosome maturation
Cellular component (GO): cytoplasm
Source: RefSeq, a predicted model, not a curated record
AAUCCACGCGCAGUCACAGUGAGGAUGAGGAUGAUGAUACAAACUGUAAGCACCAGUGAAAUGUGUCGAGGCAACAUCAGCUUUAAGUUCGUCUUGUGGCAGUGAUUGACAAAAAGCCCGUGAACACACGGUUCAUCCAGCUCCACGUACUGAGUCUCAGCCUCAAACCGCCUCCUUGAUCGGUUCCCAUUUUCGUCCAGACCGGGACUUCGCAGACGUUACGUCGGGACAAUGGAAUCUAACCUGAUGCCGGACAGUGUCCGCCCUCAGCGGCUGCAGCCAGGUAUUGGAUUCGGCUCAGGACCGACUGGUACCCUGCGCUCCUCUCUCCGGCCCGGGGUCACGGUGCCCAUCGCGCCGCUGCUGCCCUCUCCGGCCUCGCUGUCCGCUUGCUCGGGGCCUCCACCGCCGCCGCCUCCGCUGCAGUUCCACAGCCUGUACGGCGGUAUCGGAGCCGGGCUGGGGCCGGGGGGUGCCGGCCACUGUAACCCGGGGAACCCGGCGGUGCUGAAGGAGGCUGUGGAGGCUGUGGUUCGCAGCUUCGCCAAACACACUCAAGGUUACGGCCGAGUAAACGUGGUGGAAGCUCUGCAGGAGUUUUGGCAGAUGAAGCUGACCAGAGGGGCCGACCUGCGUAACGGAGCUUUAGUUGUUUAUGAAAUGGUCCCGUCCAACUGCCCGCCGUACGUUUGCUAUGUUAGUCUUCCAGGAGGCAGCUGCUUCGGAAGUUUCCAGUUCUGUCCCACCAAGGCGGAGGCGAGACGAAGCGCUGCCAAGAUCGCCCUCAUGAACUCUGUUUUCAAUGAACACCCCUCUCGCCGCAUCACAGACGACUUCAUCGAGAAGAGCGUGAGCGAGGCGCUGGCCUCCUUCAACGGAAACAGAGAGGAGGCCGACAAUCCCAACACAGGAAUCGGAGCGUUUCGCUUCAUGCUUGAGUCCAACAAAGGGAAAUCGAUGCUGGAGUUUCAGGAGCUGAUGACCGUGUUUCAGCUGCUGCAUUGGAACGGAAGCCUGAAAGCCAUGAGAGAACGACAGUGUUCCCGACAGGAGGUGCUGGCUCACUAUUCCCACCGGGCUCUGGAUGACGACAUGCGCACUCAGAUGGCGGCCGACUGGGUGAACCGGGAGCAGAGCGUAGCGAGCACCAUAGCGCAGGAGCUGGCCUCCACGGAGCGGGAGCUGGAGGACGCCAGGCUGGCGGGCAGAGAACUGCGCUUUUACAAAGAGAAGAAGGACAUCCUGAUGUUAGCGGUGGGCCAGCUCAGCGCAGUCAACGCUGCCACUCUGCCUUCACACUAAACCCCUGCGCGUGCAAUCGUCCAUCCGCGCUUCCACGCAGGAUUCUCGGUAACAGUAUUGAACUUUUCACAGAGAUAAAGAUGAGGCAUCUGAGUUUUUUAUUUUUGUAUCUUGUGUAUCUUCUGUUUUUUUUUUUAUGUCGACCAGGUAAUCAGCCCUUGAUUUUACAGUUUGAACAUCUGUCCAUAAAAGAAAAACCUGUUGUUUCACGUUUAUAUCUGUUACCUCUAUGUGCCUAGUGAUUGCAGGAAAACAGUACUUUUUAUAAAAUACCUGUUAAGGUGCUCGGUAACUCCUUUUCCCCCCACCACUUUACAACAAAACCUGCCUUUCAUCAGUGAAUGUACAGGUCAUGAGGUAAAAUGACCAAACACAUAUGAGGUAAAGAUCAUUCUUAAGUCGGACCAGUGCAUUUAUUUCAUUUGGGUGGCUAUAUUUUAAAUAGUGGAGGUAAUAAACAUGUAAAAAAAAAACUUGCUAAAGAGCGUGCAAACCAGAACACAAACCUUGUGUCCACUAAUAAGCUGAUUUAUUUCUAAAACAGAACCACAGAAAUGGCAAAAACAGCAAUGAAAGGGAUCAAAUAUCAUCAGCACAUCACAGUGAAGUUUCAUGAAAAUGUAACGUAAGAAAAACAUUGCUCUGACAGCAGCUCAGGUUUCUGAAAAAUCAGACGGCGACAACGUUUCUUUCUGUCUUUGUAAAGGCUUUUUUUUAUCAAAUACAUAAGUGUUAUUUGUAUUCUUGACGGCCAUGACACUAUCUGAAUGUAUAUUCUCAGUGUGCUCUCAGCUAACGGACCUGUACAACGACGAUGUUUUAGCCUCUGGAACCGCUCUCAUUAGAAUGUGUUUUGUCGUGUGCUUCAUCUGGAGGAGAGGAAAUAAAUCUGGUGAGGGUCUCAGCUGAAACUAUAAAUAGCCGCAGUGGUGAAGGCCAAAAAGAGAGAGAGGAAAAAAAAAAGCUGUGGGAUCUUCAGCGAAAAUGAAGUUUCGCUUGAUUCACAGUGUGUGAGUCAUGUGUGACUCAUUGUCGUCGAUACAAAACAGCACUUGGUGGUUUUUGUUUAUUAAAAUAUUGGGAGAAGAGUUUGGUUCUCGGCGGCGCUGGUGGACGUCCAUGAGUUCAAACCGCGUGUGUAACUCACACCUUCUCGUCACCUUUGAUGUGUUUUUUUUUUAAUAUAUAUAUAUGUAUGUAUAGAAGGACCUGAUCUCUUUGAAAAUGCGAUAUCCUUUUAUUUGCCGGUGUGAUGUAUCUCAAAUGUGUUUUACGACAUUAUUAAAACAAAGGGCGUUUGAAAGGGUAGCUUUCUUUUAAAGACCCCGUUCAAAAGGGAGCGAGAGUUUAAUUGAUCGUGUGUGGAAACACGGGCAGCUGCUUAUGCAAGUUAAACAGCGGGAGGGCUCGUGCUGCUGCUGCGCCCCUGCGUUGAUCGUCAACAGACGAAACUGAUUAGACAAAAUUUACGGACUUGGAGACUGCGGAUAAAAAACAAAAGAUGCAGGAAUGUAGAAUGAUUAAAGCCAGACCAGUUUUAAAAUUCUGUUGCUGUACUUCUUCUCUGCAAUGGUUGUGCCUUUAUAAAAUUGGUAACAUGCAUUUGUUGUUGUUUUUAAAUUUCCCUUAAAUGGGGUCUUAAAAAGACGCUUCUUUUCGGUUUGACAUGUAAAGGGGAUAAUCCAGCAUAUAGAUUACAUACAGUAUUAACUGUUGCAACACCUUUAAUAUGUGAUUCGGAAGGGUUUAUUACUACCUUUGGUAUACGUUUAUAACCGUUAUAUAUUGUUGAUUUGGUACUCGGCUUCAUGUUUGAAUGGUGACAGGUGAAGUGAUAAAACACACACACUCGACCUCACAGCUCUGCAGCUUGAAUACUGCCGCGAUAAUCUCACUUUUUACAGAUCGAAGAAUCGAAAACGUUUUUUGAGCGAUUGGUUUGUCCCGUGAACCGAUUUCAAGUCCAGCCUGAGAACAAACUGCACUGUCUGUGCCACAAUUAAUUCAUGAGAAAAUAUGUGAGAGUAUUCUAAUGAGCUGGUGACAUGAAUGAGGCCGGAGAUCUUGAAUUGUGAGUUUUUAUGUAUUUUUCCCUCUCAUUUAGACGCUUAUUUUGUGUUUGAUCGUUUUUGUUUUUACCAUAAGCCAUCAGUGUCAGAGCUCUGUUCUUAUAAAUGCCUUUGGACCUUUCUUUUGUGAUCUUUAUCAAUGAAGGCUUUUUAUAUAUAUAUAUAAAAAAAAGAAAAGUAAAAGAAAAAAGAACUGUAUAUUUUUGCUAUCCAUUUUAUAAAAAUAAAAGUGGGCUUUUCAUGUUUUGGUUUUCAUGCAUGUUGUGUUGAUUACGUUUUGUUUUUCUAUGUUUCAUAUUCGAUACAGUAUGGUUUGAAGUGUUUCUGAAGACCUUUAUUUUAUGUAUUUUCUAUAAGCAUUUUGUAUUUCAUGUUUAUACCUUUAGUAGAUUUAUAUGAUGUAAUAAAUUGACUGAUAAAAUGUU